Messenger RNA from Eurytemora carolleeae, 1269 nucleotides. RefSeq names its product alpha-1,6-mannosyl-glycoprotein 2-beta-N-acetylglucosaminyltransferase (gene Mgat2). NCBI's taxonomy places the organism in Eukaryota, Metazoa, Arthropoda, Copepoda, Calanoida, Temoridae. Gene Ontology annotation, molecular function: alpha-1,6-mannosylglycoprotein 2-beta-N-acetylglucosaminyltransferase activity. Gene Ontology annotation, cellular component: Golgi membrane; Golgi stack. The transcript is spliced from 16 exons. Bases 122 to 1210 code for a protein of 362 amino acids. The record is from RefSeq and is a predicted model, not a curated record. Gene Ontology annotation, biological process: protein N-linked glycosylation; oligosaccharide biosynthetic process.
AAUAAUAAUAAUAAUAAGGGAGAGUAUUACUGCUGGAUCAGAGGUUGAAUCAGAGCAGAUAAACAAUAUUCUUCUACAAAUUGAAAAAGCAAAUAAACAACAGACUGUUUACAAUCUUGAUAUGUUCGGACCUGUUACUAACUCUACUUUAGUCAUCGCAAUUCAAGUUCAUCACAGACUUAAUUAUCUCAGACACCUGAUCAUUUCUCUGUCCGAGGCGAGAUCUAUUGACAGAACUUUAUUAAUAUUCAGUCAUGAUGUUUGGAACGAAGACAUAAAUAAGUUAAUCAGAUCAAUUGAUUUUGCCAUGGUGUUACAGAUUCAUUAUCCAUACUCACUUCAAACACAUCCAUAUACAUUUCCAGGAGAAUCGAGUCGAGAUUGCCCUAGAAACAUCAAACCCGACGAUGCCGCUAAGCUAAAUUGUAUAAACAAAGAUUGGCCUGAUCUGUAUGGACAUUAUAGGGAGGCAAAAUUCACACAGACAAAGCAUCAUUGGUGGUGGAAAUCUAAUCAGAUAUUCGGCAACUUAAAGAUUACAGCAGAUUUCACAGGAACAGUUUUGUUUCUAGAAGAAGAUCAUUUUGUAACAGAAGACUUUAUUCAUGUUUUAAAACUGAUGGAGAAGGAGCAGGAAGGAGUAGCUAAAGAGGCCAACAUACUAUGCUUGGGAACCUAUUUGAAGAAAUUUAAUUAUAAAAUUAAUAGUAAACAGAUGGAGUAUUACACAAAGUAUGUGUUGAAAGACUUUAAUAAGCAGGGUUCAGUAAUGGCUGAACUGACGCAAUGGAUGUCUUCUAAACAUAAUAUGGGGAUGGCGCUGACCAGAAAAACCUGGAAUAAAAUUUUACAGUGUACAAAUCAUUUUUGUCGGUAUGACGACUAUAAUUGGGAUUGGUCUCUGCUCCACGUAUCCUUGAACUGUUUGAGGGAUAAGCUUCAAACCUUGAUGGUGAGAGGACCAAGAGUUUUCCAUAUAGGAGAAUGUGGAGUUCAUCAUAAGAAGAAGGAUUGUGCUACCAGCCUAGUCAUGAACAAGGUGAAAUACAUCAUUGAUUCUGCCAAGCAGUAUCUAUUCCCCGACAGAUUAACAAUAGUAGAGAGUGCUGUCAAAAAGAAAGUUAAAUUAAAGAAGGGUAACGGAGGGUGGGGGGAUAAAAGGGAUCAUUCACUCUGUCUCAACAUGACUCUAGGGUACCAGGAUCUCUAGCCAUACUUCCAUACUUCUCCUUGAUACGGAGUCACGUGAUAUGUUUUGUAAAAGAAAAA